Naegleria lovaniensis is the source of this 1485-nucleotide messenger RNA. RefSeq lists its product as uncharacterized. The record is from RefSeq and is a predicted model, not a curated record. The transcript is spliced from 3 exons. NCBI's taxonomy places the organism in Eukaryota, Heterolobosea, Eutetramitea, Acrasida, Naegleriidae. The coding region runs from base 1 to 1485 and encodes 494 amino acids.
AUGAAUGCCCUUAAACGAUAUGGAAAUUCAUUGGAAGAACAAGUAAUGCAACAAUUGUUGGACAUUCUGGCCAAUCCAACAUGUUACAGUAGUUACAACUCGUAUUUAGGCGUUUUUCACUAUAAUGACGCCUCUCAAUAUUGGGAUUUAAUUUUAAAGGAUUCAAUGUUGUGGAUUGUAGUGGCAAGUUGCUUGUCGUUUUAUACAUUGUUAUUGUUCCGUUAUAGAAAUAGUAUUUCGUUGAAACGAAGAUUAAUUACUCCUUUUAUUGGUCCAUUUUGCAUGAUGAUUAUUUGUUUGGUAUAUAUUGAACCAAUCUUAAUGUCACUAUUCAAAACCAUUGGUAGGAACAUUAUUCCUUUCAUUCCCGUACCUAACCUAUUCAUGUCACUACUUGCUGCAUCCUAUAUGAUUGUGACUAUUAGAUUUUAUUUUUUGAGAAAUUUAUAUCAAAUUAGGAAAGGCUUAGAAGUAUUGGAUGACAACAAGACGAAUUCAAGCAUGAAAAUUUACAAAGGGCUUACCAAUACAUACGUGACACUGGCCUUAAUUGUGGUCGUGACGGUGUUGUUAUUUGGAGCAUGGUUUGGAAUAUUUUAUGGAAUUAUGGAAAGUAUCAUUAUUGAGCGAUUCGCAAGAUUUGAGUGGACCCUCCAAUUUGACGCGUCGUUGUUGGCAUUGACGACUCAAUUUGGUUUUUUGAGUUUAGUUUCAAUUCUUUGCUUAUUCGUUGAUGCUAUAUUCAACUUGAAAAAAAUUCGUAAGCACGGUAUUGGCUACUAUUUUAUGUUUGAUGACCCGUUUCAUUUGAGAAUGGAUAUCUUUUCGCAACUAUUAAUUUUCUUGAUUUCCAUUCUCGUUGUAUUGGACAUUUUUGUUUGGAAUACCCUUAUAGUUAAUCGAGUUGGAAUUUUACUCUUCUUUCUGUGCUCGCUAAUGAUAUUUGGCGGAAAUGUCAUGCUUGUUGAAUUCAUUUCCUAUUUGCAAUACAAGAGGUGGUUGCAAAGAUGUUGCAUUACUUUACAAGAUGAUGACAACCACGAUGCAUUAACUCAUGAAUGGUACGAAAACAUGAAAGAUAUACAUUUCAGAGAUUUGCAAGAGCAAUAUGCCACGAAUUUGUUCGCUUUGGAAAAUUUGCGACUCUUUGAAGCAUUCGAAAAGUUUGAAAAGAAGAAAAAUCUGUCACUCAAUGAUUUAAUGACGUUGAACCAUGUCAUUCUUAGUGUGAAUUUAUCGUCAGAUUCUAAGAACACAUAUAAUGAUCUUGUUGCACACCUCACACUCAAUCCCCAUGAAACGAUACCAUUCAAUCGAUUAGAACCAAUCAAGCUCGAGCUUGUUGCUGAAAAUAUUAUUCCUGAAAUUUAUUUGGCUCUCAAACAAACCAGCUAUUUUGCCAAAUGGAAAGAAGUCACCAUUUUACAAAAAGAAGCGAACAUUAUUGGCGAACUUCCUAUUGAAAUUGAAAUGCAAGAACUUUGA